UAAUAUGUUAGGCAAAAAAUAGAGUUCAUGUGUUGGAUUCAAUCCAUUUAGUAAAUAUCCAAAAGAAAAGUCAAGUAUAAGUACUAAAAUCAUCAACAAAUUGAAAAGCUUCUUUUAAAUCAAUUUGAAUCCUUCAUCUUGUAUACAAAGGGAAAUUAUAUCUUAAUAGACAAUAUAUGUUCCAAUUAACUCUGAAAUAAUUGGAGCAUAAACUAUAGAAUAAGGUAAUAAUAAUAAUAUACAUUUUAGAUUCAAUUCACAUAUAAAAUUCUCAGAGUAGCCUUCGAUAAAAAAGAAAUAAAUUUACAAGCUUUGAUGAUCAUCUAAAAGAAUAGUAAAGUAUAAUAGUAUAAGAAAAUGAUAUGGCAUCAAAGGCUUAUUAAAAAGAAGAAAAACAUUUGAGGAAGCUAAAUUGUAAAUAUCAAAAAUAAUAAGGAUUAGCUUAAAAAUCAAGUUAUGAUCCUGUUUUACCAGAAGAUAUAGAUAAGGAUGAAAUUAGAGAUAAUCAAAUUAUACAACCUCGUAGAAAGCUUAGUUCUUAAUAAUAUAAAAAAAGAAAACUUGAUGGUAUGAAUUUUAAAUAAUUUUAGAAAAAAAAAAAUCUGUGGGAAUUAAAUUUGUAUAUAAGAAACAUGUUUAAGAUUAAAUUUAAGAUAGUAUAAAUGAAAGUAGAAUAUAAGAAGUACCAGAAUAAAUAAGUGAUGAUUCUCUUAAAAAUAAUAGUCUUCUUGCAGGAGGUACUUUAAAAGAUGAAUAAUUAAAAAAAGAAAUAAUUAUAGUUUAAUUAAAAGAUGAAAAACCUAAAUAAUCUGAACCACCUAUGCUUACAAUUAAUGAAAUUAUAGAACAUUAAUCAAAAGGAUUAAAGAAAUCAUAAUCAAUGAUUAAUUUGAAUGAAUAAGAUGGGAAAUCAUAUUCAUGUAGUCCUAAAAAAUUAGAAAAUCCAAAAUCUAGAAAAUAAUCUGAUUUUUUAAAUUAACCAAAUGAAACUAAAUAAUAAGAAUUAUAAAAAGAAUAACCUAUAGUUGAAUAAUAAAAAGAAGAAAAACCAUAAGAAGAUAAAAAAAUAGAAUCCUUAGUACAACCUUAAUAAACUGUAAUCAAUUUUAUAGUAUAAGGACCUACUAAAUUAGAUAAGCCUUAAACAACUACUUCAUUAUUUAAUAUUUUAUAAAAAGAAAUUAUUGAAGAUAAAAAACCUGUUGAAUAAUAAGAUAAAAAUUUUAAUAAUUUAUCAGACACUCCUUUAUUUGGAAUUUUUAAAAAUAGUGAAAAUCUUUAAGGAUAAAUACCUUCUAAUAAAAUUAAUGUUUAAUCAUCACUAUUUGCAACAUAUGAUUCUAAAGAAUUGAAUUAAUAAUAAUAAUAAUCUUCUGAUCAUAGUUCAGGUUAGAAUUUAUAAUAAAAUUAAUUCACUUUUCUUUAAAAUAAACCAAAUAAUUAGGAACCUCCAUAAUAACCAUCAAAUUCUGAAUCUUCUAGUUCAAAUGUAAAUAAUAAAAAAGAUACCGAUUAAUAACCUAAGAUUGAAGAAAAAAAUUAAAUUUUUAGUAAUUUUAAUAAUACAACAGCAACUUAGAAUGAUUAAUUUAAUACUAAUGAUUAAGUGAAAACAAAGAAAUAACUUUUCUAAAAUUUUUAUAAUAUUCCUCAAUCUAUUCAAGGAGAAUAAAAAGAAGAAUAAAAAUAAGAUUAAGUAAUUGAAAAUUAAGAAGUUCAAAAAAAACCAGAAGAAUAAAAAUAAUAAGGUUUAUUUUCAGGAAUUACCUUUUAAAUUCCAGAAAUCAAAAAUAAAGUAGAUAAUAAUAUUAAUCAAAAUAGCAAAGAACCAUCUAUUCUAUAAUUCACUUCAAUUUCUAAUAAAUAAUCUAAUGAUAAUAAUACUAAAGAAAUUUAACCAGUUAGUUUAUUAUUUGGUGGUGCUUUAACUUAAACUUAAACUUAAGCAGAAAAAGAAAAAGAAAAAGAAAAAACAGAAACUAAAGUUGAAGACUAACCUCCUUUUUUAAAUAGUGUUAAUAAUAUAUAAAUUAAUAAAAUCUAAGAUAAUAAAGAUAAAGAAACACCUAAUCCUUCAUUAUUUGCAUCAUUAUUUAAAUUUGAAAAUAAAAAUAAUACUGACACUCCUAAAAAUUAAGAAAUAACAUAAUAAUAAUAAAGUAAUUCAUAAAAAUAAGAAAUUUUAACACCAUUUCAUAAUUCUAUGGGUUUAAAUUGUUAAUGGAAAUCAUCAUCUGAUGAUUUAAAAAAUAAUUAAUUUAAUAUUAAUAGUGAACCUAAACCUGGUGAAUAAUAAAAAUAAUCUCCUUUUUUAUUUUAAUAAAAAUAAAUACCUUAAAGUGAAAAUACAAAAUCUGAUAAUUUUUCUUCUGAUCCAAUUAUAAAAUCUGUAGCUACUCCUGUUAAAUAAAUUGAUAAUCCCUUUUUAUAAUAAUCUCCAAAAAUUGAUUAAGAACAAAUUAACUCAUAUUUUUCAAAUAAUUCUUAUUAAAGUAGAAUCCCAUAGGAAGAACCUGUGAAAGUUUAGACUUCUUUAUUUUAAAAUGAUCUAUUUUAACCAAAUGCAUAAUCUAUGUUCGCAUUACCUGUAUAACCACAACAACCAUAAACUUCAUUUUUAUCUUUUCAGUAGAAUCCAUAAUUAAAUUAAUUUUAAUAAUAAAGUUCUUUAUUUUAAUUAGGUACAAAUACAAAUGCAAACACAAACAUAAACAUAAAUAAUCAUAGUAUGAAUAAUGAAAUGGAAAUCACAGAUUUAUCUUAACCUCCUUAAUAAUUCUAAUUUGGAUAAUAAAUACAAACAUAGAAUACUUUUGGAUCAUUUAAUUAACCAUAAACUAAUACUAAUGGAUUUCUUUAAUAAUUAUAAUCAUAAUUAUAAUCAUAAAUAUAACCAUAAAUACAACCGUAAAUACAACCAUAACUUUAAAACAUUGGUGCACUAUAAUAUUUUUAGAAAAAUCCUUUUUAAUAAAAUGACUUAUCUAUGUCAUUAUUUUAACCACCUGUGAAUUAGCAAACUACUGGUAAAAUUAAUUUAUUAUUUCAAGGUCUAUUUUAAUAAGACCCACCCAAGACUACAAAUUAAUCAUAAAGUUUAAAUAGUAGUUUCUAAAGUAAGAAUGGUAAAAAGAAAUAAAGAAUUUGA
Messenger RNA from Paramecium sonneborni, 3148 nucleotides. The record is from the annotation of a GenBank genome assembly. NCBI's taxonomy places the organism in Eukaryota, Ciliophora, Oligohymenophorea, Peniculida, Parameciidae.